Grus americana (Whooping crane) is the source of this 2801-nucleotide messenger RNA. RefSeq names its product protein phosphatase 1 regulatory subunit 16A (gene PPP1R16A). The transcript has 11 exons. NCBI's taxonomy places the organism in Eukaryota, Metazoa, Chordata, Aves, Gruiformes, Gruidae. The coding region runs from base 1053 to 2600 and encodes 515 amino acids. The record is from RefSeq and is a predicted model, not a curated record. Gene Ontology annotation, cellular component: cytoplasm. Gene Ontology annotation, molecular function: phosphatase regulator activity; protein binding; enzyme inhibitor activity.
CGCAGGGCGCCGGCUCUGCCGGAAUCUGCCCUUUCCUGCCUGUCCCUCCUGCCUGCGAAACCCGCCCUGCCUGCCGGGCGAUGCUGGCGUGGGGGCGAGGCGCUCGGCUGCGGCUCUUUCGGUUUAACCGCGCCGAACCGGCAAGCACCGGCGAGGCAGCUCCAGCUGGGACGUGCCGGGAUCCCCUCGGCCGGCGGCGGAUCGGCGUUUUGUCCCGGCGAGGCUCCGUCCUCUCCCGCCGACGCGGCGGGUGACCCCUCAAGGUUACCGACGUGCCGUCGGUACGGCCGUGCCGGUUCUCACCGGGGCGCGGCAGCUUCGGCGAAGGCGGCUCCUCGGCCAGAACCCCGGGGGAAUUCGCUUCAGCUUGGAUUGUAGGUUAAUCCUGGAUUAGGAAGACGGCAAAACCGGCGUUUUCUGGCUGCCACGUGAAGCUCAUCCCAGCGCCGCUGGGCGAAACCGGAGCCGCGGCACAGAGGUAACCGAGGGCUGCCGGUUACCGGAGAUUCCGGCAGCGCUGCCUGUACCUCUGCCUGUCGGCAGCUUUCCGUGCCGGACCAUCGGCUCCUCGGUGAGACCGGAGCGGCGGCGGUUGCUGAAUGACCGGCAAACGCUCACAGAGAGCAGGAAGGCAAAAGCUCGUCGGGAUAAUUAGGUGGCAAACGAGCGUUUGGGAUCGGACCGUCGGGAUUUUUCCGGCCUCGACGCCGGCUUCGCCCCUCCGUGCCUUCGGAUCCGGCUCCGUCCCAAACCGCCGGUGAUCGCUGGGUGCCGGGGACGGAUCGUCGCCCCCGAGGCUUAACGGGACCCUGCGGCCUCCCCCCGCCGGCGAUUUUGGGUGCUAAAACCGGCGUCUGGGAGCACCCGUGGGGGCGGGAGAUGGUCGCGAAGCGCCGAUCCCUGUCUCUGGCGCCUGCGGCGACGCUCCGGGAAAGCACCGGGAUACAGGGAUAAAGCCACGGGGGGCCGCGGGUGAUGCCGGUGAGGGAGCCGGCGGCUCCGUACCCGUUUCCCGGUGGGAUACGCUCCGUUCUCCGACGAAGCUCCUCGCCAUGGCCGAACACCCGGAGCUGCUGGCCGAGAUGCCGGCGGUGGCGCGGCUGAGCACGCCGGAGCGGUUGAAACACGCUCAGAAACGCCGGGCCCAGCAGCUGAAAAAAUGGGCCCAGACGGAGAAGGAAACGCAGGGGACGAAGGUCGGAGCCGAGAGGAAGAGGAGGAGGACGAAGAGCAACAGCCAAGGCAAGAGGGUGACGUUCCCCGACAGCGUCCGGCUGCUGGAGGCGGCUUCCCGGCACGAUGCCGAGGAAGUCCGGCAGUUCCUGCAGAGCGGCAUCAGCCCCGACCUCUGCAACGAGGACGGUCUCACCGCGCUGCACCAGUGCUGCAUCGACGACUACGGCGACGUGGUGACGGUGCUGCUGGAAGCCGGCGCCGACGUCAACGCCCGCGACAGCGAACUCUGGACGCCGCUUCACGCCGCCGCCACCUGCGGUCACCUCCGCCUGGUCCAGCUCCUCAUCCAACGCGGUGCCGACCUCCUCGCCGUCAACUCGGACGGGAACAUGCCGUACGACCUGUGCGAGGACGAGGUCACCCUCGACUGUAUCGAAACCGCCAUGGCGGAACAGGGUAUCACCCAGGAGAAGAUCGAGGAGGCUCGUGCCGCCACCGAGCGCGACAUGGUGCAGGAGAUCCGGCAGCUGGUACAGGCAGGAGCCGACCUGGAUGCGCCGCGGGGACACGGAGCAACGUUGCUUCACAUCGCCGCGGCCAACGGUUACGCGGAGGCGGCCGAGCUGCUGCUGGAGCACCGCGCCGGCAUCGACGCCAGGGACGAGGACGGUUGGGAACCCCUCCAUGCCGCCGCUUGUUGGGGACAGGUGCAGCUGGUGGAGCUGCUGGUGGCUCACGGCGCCGACCUCGACGGGAAAUCGGUGCUGGACGAGACGCCCUUGGACGUCUGCGCGGACGAGGAGGUUCGGGCCAAACUCCUGGAGCUGAAACACAAACACGCCGCCGUCAUGAAAUCCCACGAGAAACACAAAUCCCUGCUCCAGCGUCGCACCUCCAGCGCCGGCAGCCGCGGGAAGGUGGUGCGGCGCGUGAGCGUCUCGGAACGCACCAGCCUUUACCGCAAGGAACACGAGCGCGAGGCCAUCGUCUGGCAACGCGCCGAGCACCGCGACAGCGAGGACGAGGACCGGCAAACGGACGGCGAGCUCCACGGUCACUUGGCCGAUCCCGCGGGCUCGACGCCGACGGAACCCCCCGAUUUGCCGUCGCAACGUAACGGCGCGGCUUUCUAUCCCAAAAAACCGGAACGCGCCGGCGCCGCGGCGGAUCCGGCGGUAGAUCCGGCGCGGGAUAAAACCCACCACACUUUGGCCGACCUCAAACGGCACCGAGCGGCCGCCAAACUCCACCGCCCGCGGCCCGAGGAGCACCCGCGGCCCCAGGAGCACCCGAUCGGGGGGAGCCCGGGUCCCCCUCCGGCGGCGGCACCCGCCGGCGCCACCGGCGACCCCCCCCUCCUCAAGCUGACGGCUCCGGCCGAGGAGGCGCCGGCCGAGAAGCGCCGUUGCUGUAAGGUGAUGUGAACGGCCGCGGCACCCACGGGUGCAGCGCCGGGCACCCCAAAACCCACCCCCCGUGGAGAAAUGGGGAGGGGGGGGGGGUGUGUGCGUGUGUGUCCCAGCGUUACGGCUGGGCGUCGCUUUUGCCUUUUUUUGACUCUUUUCUCCCCGAAACGGGGGUGGUUGUAUUUUCUGACACAAAUCAAAGCUCUCUCGGUUUUGCAC